CUUCUCCCAAUGCUUCUCCUACGACGAGGGCCAUGUCUGCUGUCCUCGAGUCUCCGGUGCGGUAGCUUGUCAACCACCUUCAUCCGGCGCAAUUCCUCCUUUCCAUCCCACCAAUUCGCCCAACUCGCCAGUCGCGACGCCUCGAAACACCAAAUCUACCAAUCGCUCUCCUCAGAUCCCUACGUGAACCUCUCCAUUGAACACUUCCUCCUUGAAAAUGCUCCCGCAGACUCAAGUAUCCUUUUCCUCUACAUAAACCGCCCAUGUGUUGUCAUCGGACGCAACCAGAACCCAUGGCUCGAAACCAACCUGCGCGCAAUUCAGAAUGACCGGGUGAAAGAUCCAGAAGGGAUUAACCAGGAUGGUGAAGAUGUGCUAUAUGUCCGACGGAGGUCUGGCGGAGGUGCAGUGUAUCAUGAUGAAGGGAACCUGAACUACAGUGUCAUCUCUCCGCGGACGACAUUUACACGGAACAAGCAUGCGGAGAUGGUGGUGCACGCGCUGCAUCGCAUCGGGGCAACAAAUACCAAUGUCAACGAUCGCCAUGAUAUAGUCAUGUCGCUGUCGCAGGAGCUGCGGCAGUUGUUUGGCGGGACUCCCACUGGUUUCAAUCCAGAUACACCAAGGAAGAUCUCUGGUUCAGCGUUCAAACUGACAAAGAACCGAGCCCUGCACCACGGAACCUGCCUGUUAGAUUCUCCAAAUAUUGCGGAUCUUGGCUCGUUUUUGCGGUCACCUGCGCGGGACUAUAUCAAAGCUAAGGGUGUUGAGAGUGUCCGGUCACCGGUUGCGAAUGUCUCGACGAUGUUUGCCGAUGCUCUUAUGCCAUUUUCGAUACAGGAUACGAUUGAGAACAUCAUGGAGGAGUUUGCGCAAUUGUAUGAUGUCAGACCUGAGGCUGUUCAUCGGGCUACACGGGCUCAUGCGAAUGACUUGGAACUAUACGCGGGUGAUGACUGGGUUGCAGGAGCUGUAGGAGAGGCUCAAGCAGAGGAACCUGGUAUCAAGAAGGGGGUUGAUGAGCUACGGUCACUGGAUUGGAAGUACAUCCAAACACCGCAGUUCACCUUCUCAACAUUUCCCAUCGAAGAGGAUCCCCGCGAAAGACCACUGCUACCUCCUUCUCUUCCUCCUUCAACUCGUGCAUUCCUCCGCUGCAAACAUGGUGCGAUAAUCGAAAGCCACAUUUCAGUCUCGUCAGAUGAGACCGUCGCAUCUGAGCAAGCACGCCAAGUGCAUGAAGUACUGAAUGGUCGUAAACUACACGAACUCCAGUUGGGAGAUUUGCAUGGUACUCUAAGCCGGGUGAAUCCGGCUAUGGAUGCUAAUGUCGUACGAGAGCUUACGAUGUUUCUUGGGAGGAAUUGGGGCUGUUGUUGAGUUGACUAUGGCCUUUAAAUCCGUACGAUUGUGAUAUCAUAUCUUAACUUUUAGCACAUUCAACUCUGUAUUUACGUCGACGAAGUAGACUUGGGCAUCUGGGCCCGUUACGCAGGCACCUAGAUUGCUGCCUCAAUUCUGGUAGUCGCCUGCUUGCUGACUAGCUCUGCCAACUCCCGUUGAGAUGACUGCGAAAUACACUAACCACCAAGAUGGACUU
Molecule: messenger RNA, 1600 nt
Organism: Aspergillus glaucus CBS 516.65
Lineage: Eukaryota; Fungi; Ascomycota; Eurotiomycetes; Eurotiales; Aspergillaceae
Product: putative lipoate--protein ligase
Exons: 3
Coding region: 10-1380 (456 amino acids)
Biological process (GO): protein lipoylation
Cellular component (GO): cytoplasm; mitochondrion
Molecular function (GO): lipoyltransferase activity
Source: RefSeq, a predicted model, not a curated record